CCGGCGCGGCGGAGCUCAGCCCAGCUCAGCCCAGCCCAGCUCAGCCCAGCCCAGCCCAGCGCCAGAGCCAGAGCCAGAGCGCCGCGUUACCAGGGAGGCGCCUGCUGCGCUACGGGCUCUUCUGCCUGCGUCCAAGGCCCAGGAGGCCCUGCGGCGGCGGGCCCAGGGGAGGCGGGCCCCGCCAUGUGUUCGCCCCACAGAGGCUGCGAAUAACCGUUACACAGUCAAAGUGCCUUUCGGGUUUCUUUUCAUUUCAUGUUUUGUUUGUUUGGCACGUCUGGUCUGCCCGUGUGUCUUAGUAUAGACUCUGUGGGAGAUCGCUUCCUGUCAGACAAGGUUUUGCCAGCUCAUACCGGACAGCUUAACUUUUCCUGUUGAAACUGGGACAUGCGUUCAAGUUUUGUGUCUUAGAGCUGCUUUUUGACAUGGCUUUGGACGUGUGUGGUAGACAGCAUUGUAGGAUCAGUGAUCAAGAAAUUAGUGGGAAAAACUCAACUGCCAAUGCAAAUGACUUCAGUGAUCCUGUUUACAAAGAAAUUGCUAUAACCAAUGGCUGUAUCAACAGAAUGACCAGAGAUGAGCUCAGAAGUAAACUUGCAGAGUUCAAGCUUGAAACCAGAGGAGUAAAAGAUGUGCUGAAAAAGAGACUGAAAAACUAUUACAAGAAACAGAAGCUGAUGCAGAAAGAAGCCAUUAAUGGAGACAGCUACUACGACUACAUCUGUGUUGUUGACUUCGAAGCCACAUGUGAGGAAGGAAACCCGCCUGAAUUCAUACAUGAAAUAAUUGAGUUUCCUAUUGUGUUACUAAACACACAUACCCUGGAAAUAGAGGAUACCUUUCAGCAAUAUGUGAAGCCUGAGAUUAAUCCCAAGCUUUCAAGCUUCUGCAUCAGUCUUACAGGAAUCACCCAGGACAUUGUUGAUAAAGCUGAUACAUUCCCUCAAGUUCUGCAAAACGUCAUAGAGUGGAUGAGACAGCGAGAACUGGGAACAAAGUACACCUAUUCCAUGUUGACAGACGGAUCUUGGGAUAUGAGUAAAUUUUUGAACAUCCAGUGCCGCAGUAGCCGUAUCAAAUACCCUUCUUUUGCCAAAAAGUGGAUCAAUAUUCGCAAAUCGUAUGGGAACUUCUAUAAGGUUCCUAGGAACCAGACCAAGCUGACAAUCAUGCUUGAAAAGCUGGGCAUGAAUUACGAUGGGAGACCUCACAGUGGACUGGAUGACUCUAAAAACAUUGCAAGGAUAGCUAUAAGGAUGCUACAGGAUGGCUGUGAGCUGCGGGUGAAUGAGAGAAUGCAUGCUGGCCAGCUGAUGACAGUCUCCUCCUCGGCCCCCUUAGAGGGAGCCCCUGCUCCACAGAUGCCCCGCUACAGGAACUAGCAGUUCAGGGCUUCUGCCUUGGGAACUGCUCUCCGAGAACCACAAAAGACUGUUCAGAGCCUAUUUAAACGGCCACCUCUGCCAACCUGUCUGCAAUGCAGAAUCUGAAAGCACCUUAACUAAUGGUCUGUGUUGAAAUGGAGUGUGGAAGCGCUUUGCUCUUUGAUGCCUGUGUUACAGCAUUUUUAUUUUUAUAAUAAUCAUUUAUUUUUUGUUCAUGUUCUUUUCAGCUUUUCUAGCAGAAAUGUUGAUACUCAGAAUCCAGGCAAAGUAUUAAGCUUUUAAGAACAUAUAAUUUAAACACAUGCAAAAAUGGCUGGGGCCUUACGUACUGCUGUGGAUAGUAUUUAUUCAGUAUGCCUUUCCUCGUAAGGGUAUCUAGCAUCUGAUUAUUCAUUGCACACAAACAAGACAUUGCUGGAAGAACUGAAAUAGGGAGUGGUUGGGCUGGCCUUUCCUGAUACAGCACUCCUGUAAGUGUUCCUGCUGUUUUGUUGGUUUGGAUUUUUUUUACAAAGUCUAGGUGAAAUGGGAGCAUGUUCAUCAGUUCUAAAGCACUAGAGAAGUACCAUGUUGUUAGGUUGCUGGUUUUGGUUUGUUUUUUCUUCAAGGGAUACAUUUGUCUGUUUCCACAUCCAACAGAAGAGCUGUGUAGAAGCUUCUAGUUCAUAGCUGAAGACAUGCUCAACUAUUUUUGGUACCUUCCCAUACCUCUGCCACCACGAAGCUAUGCCUUAAUCUCAGUCUUUAACAUUGGAAGACGAAUUUUAUUAGUAAAAGCCGCAUGUAAUUAUUAACAAGUUUUGGUUGCUCUUAGUGGGGGAAAAAAAAAGUUAGCUUGGUAUCCCUGUAUUAUAAUUCAUUCUUUCUGUUACUUACAUGCAGGAAACAAAAUAACCAGUUUGUAAUAAAGCUGCUUUGAGAACAUUCACUGCUGGGCUAAUCAAACCCCUCGCCUUGCUCUUCCGACUAUUAAAGCGGGUCAAUGGGAAAUGUCAGUUUUCAGUUGCUUCUUAUGUAGGAAAGAAGCAAUUUUCCCUCCAGAGUCACAACUGCUUUAGAAUGAUGUUCAUUUUUUUCUGACAGUAAACACUUGUAGAGUUUUGUUGAACUUUACCAUUUCCUUUAUUUCCGUAGCAGUACUUGAUGUAUUUUCAGAAGGGUAAAAUCGAAAUCUUUCAUAUGCUUACACUGAAAAUACCAUUGAUUUGUCAGACCAUAUUUUGUACCAGUUGUUAAUUGUGUAUUUGCUUCUCACUAUAGCAACCAUGGUAGCCUCUUUUCUGAGGAACCAGGGUAAUUUCCUUUUUUUCUGUUUUGAAAUGGAGUGUAGCUCAGCAGAUCUCCCUUGGGAUGCCAGCAGUGUCGUAGACUUUGUUACUGGUCUUUUAUUUACAGGUCUGUAACCAGGUCUGCAGUCCAAUGAAAAACAUUUCUUUGUUACAGAUUAUACUACAGGUUUCAUAAGUGAAGGGCUGUUGUAAUUUUACAUCAUUUAUUUUAAGUACAGAGUUGUUUAUUUUUGUUGAAUAACUUCAAAAAGGUAUUUUGAGAUAAGGGUUAAAUAUUAAUAAUUGUCUUCUGUUUUCUGCCUGAAUAGUUUUUUUUUUCAGUGAGUUGCAGAAGUCAGUAGAGUCAUUCCAGAUGCUAUUUUUAAUCUAAGUUGGAUUCAUGUCAAAGUGUAAACCAUAACUGUUUUCACAGAGUGUUUGAUUCUGUGAUUGAGAAGUGAAUUUUAUCAACACUUGUUGGUUUUCAUGAAAUGUAAAGAAACUUAUUAAAAUAAGUUGGUAUUUAUUCACAUGUCAAGUACUGAGUUCACUGAAAGCACGGGAUGACUUCAGCAGUCUUUGGGAUCUUGGCCUCAGCAUGGGCCGUGAUUAGUCUUCUCUGGUGGACUAGGAACAUUGCCAUGGCUAGGUGGCUUAAACCUUAUGAAUGUGACAAUUUCACAACACUCAGUAAAGGGAUAAAUUUUCCUGUUUGCUUUCAUGCUAAAGGGGAAGGAGGUAUUUGAGGGGAAAAAAAUCCAAAAACAUGGUACAGUGAUUUUAGUAGUGACACUUGUGUUCAGCCAAAGAGUGGUUUUUUGGAUUGAUCUUGUUUGUUGAUCCAGAGAAGCUUGCUGAAUGCAUCUCUGCUAUGAUGAAUAUUUCUGUUUAUUAGAGGAGUCAUCCCAUUGUGUAAAAAUUAAUUGACAAGCAUGUAAGCAGUCUUUUCUAUGCGGAAAACAAACAUGCAGACAUCAUCCUGCUGA
Messenger RNA from Colius striatus (speckled mousebird), 3639 nucleotides. RefSeq names its product exoribonuclease 1 (gene ERI1). Bases 426 to 1382 code for a protein of 318 amino acids. Gene Ontology annotation, biological process: exonucleolytic trimming to generate mature 3'-end of 5.8S rRNA from tricistronic rRNA transcript (SSU-rRNA, 5.8S rRNA, LSU-rRNA). Lineage: Eukaryota; Metazoa; Chordata; Aves; Coliiformes; Coliidae. Gene Ontology annotation, cellular component: cytoplasm; nucleolus. Gene Ontology annotation, molecular function: nucleic acid binding; 3'-5'-RNA exonuclease activity. The transcript has 7 exons. The record is from RefSeq and is a predicted model, not a curated record.